Messenger RNA from Cladocopium goreaui, 1000 nucleotides. Lineage: Eukaryota; Dinophyceae; Suessiales; Symbiodiniaceae. The record is from the annotation of a GenBank genome assembly.
AGGCGAAACCGUCGUGACGUCAAUCAGCUCCACCAGCUUUACGGAUGACACCCUCAGCAUCUUUGUUAACAACGGUAGUACCAUCGUGUGGAUACUGCGGAUCACUGGCUCGUCCACUGAAGGUGCAAGAUUGCGGCUGCGUUUACUGGAAGAUAUAUUUAGCUGUCCAGAUGGAUGUGAAAUCCCUUUGGUCUAUAAGAACGACAACUUUUGUGACUGCUCGGAUUGCGCGGAUGAAGAGACCUGGACCUGUGGCACCUGUGGAGCCUUCAACGAGGACGAAGAUCAGCAGGAGGCCCAAGACGUAGGUAUCGGUGUCGGCGUGGGCGUGGGCACGGCCGUGGCCCUGGGCAUUGGCCUCGGCGUGGGCCUCGGCACCGGCGUCGGCAGCGGCCUCAGCGCCGGCAGCGCCGGCAGCGCGGGCAGCGCGGGGAUGGCGAACGUGGCGCCGCCCGGCUUCGCGUUUCUCAUGGCGCAGGGGAAGAUGAGGCUGAAAGUGAAAGAUCGCUCGAUGCUGACGAACCCCGACUUUGCGGACGCGCUGAAGGACGCUGGCGGACGCUGGCGACACCAGGGGAGAGAGACCAUCGCCAGGGUGUCGGGCAGCGGCGUAAGUGCUGCGAUGGUCGAGCUGAUCAUCAACUGCGCCAAUGCAAUGCGCAGGAUGUUAGCGGAGAACCAUCUCAGAAGACUGCAGAUGAGCCCUACCGUAGGCGUAUGUUUUAAUGUGCGCGUGGCGGAUAGUGCGGCCGAGGAGGUGUGUCAAACCUUAAGCGGCCUGGACGCGAACAACGUGGGCAGCGUGCUCGCUGAUGAACUGGAUCAAGCGGGCAUUGAUCCGAGUGCAGUCAGUGUUGUUGGAUAUGAUGCGGAACCCAACCCGCGGUCCUACAGUCCGUUACAACAAUCAGAUGUCAUGGAUGGUGGCGUCUUUGUCCCGCCAGAGAGUGUGAGUCUUGGAAGAAGACUCUGGAACCGAGCGGAUCGAAGUGAUCGUUAA